GUGGCUGUAGCUUCUUGUCGUGUGUUGUCAAGAGCUUAUAAGAAAGGAUUAUUAACAAAUAACACUUUAUUAAUGACAGUUGCCGUUAAUACAAUCCUUCAAACAUCAAAAGCAGACGCUGAGUGUUUAAAACCCUUCUUAACAGCUUAUGGUAAGUAUUUUUAUUUCUAGACCGUACAGCGUUUAAUUUAAAUAUCUCACACCUCAUUUUUAAUGGUUUUAUAGAAGUCUAUUGCCGCGAUGAACUCCUAAAUUCUGAUAAUACUUCUGACGACGAUGAGGAUGAUAUUGACAUUAGCGCGAAAAAAAACUGUCAAAAAACCUCAACACCUGCAGCUCUAAAAGGUGAGAUAAUAAGGCUAGACCGCUUUACCGGAGUGAAACGUUCACGGAGCCGUGCAUCGUCUACUAGCUCCGAUGAUACGCAUGUAUCAUAUCCUACGGAUACUGAUGAAAAUAUGAUGACUUUAUCGGCUGAUCUCGAUUCGGAAGAAGAGUAUUAUCAACACGUAGCAUAUAAUAAUCGUCACAACAGCGAUGCUGAAGAGAUUGUUAUAGAAGAAGAGGAAGAAGAAGAAGAAGAAGAAGAAGAAGAAGAAGAAGAAGAAGAAGAAGAAGAAAAAGAAGAAGAAGAGAGCACGCCUUUAUUUUUUGACGACAAUAGUGAUGACUCUAGUGAUGAUAAUAUACGCUCCUUUGUACAAUCACACGCUCUAGGUAUUUUACAAGAUAUUACAAAUAUUCAUACACCCUUCGCUGCUUAA
Molecule: messenger RNA, 764 nt
Organism: Cotesia glomerata
Lineage: Eukaryota; Metazoa; Arthropoda; Insecta; Hymenoptera; Braconidae
Product: glutamic acid-rich protein-like
Exons: 2
Coding region: 459-764 (101 amino acids)
Source: RefSeq, a predicted model, not a curated record